AUGACAGUGGAUAUAGUAGUAGUGGGAGCUGGAGUAUCUGGGCUCACAUCAGCUUUGCUUUUGAAGCAAUCUAAUAAGGACUACAAUGUAACUGUAGUUGGUUACCAUAUUCCUGGAGAUUUGGAUAUAGACUACACCUCACCCUUUGCAGGGGGGAACUGGCAUUCAUUUGCUUCAAAAGAAGAUAAAUUUCUUCAGCAAAUCGAUGAGCCUGGAUACAAAAAGUUCAUGGAGCUAGCACGGACUGAGCCCCAGGCGGGUAUAUGGAUUCAGCCUAAUGUUGAAUACAUUACAAAAUACGAUUUCGAUAAAAAGGGACGCGACCCACUGAAAUAUGUUCCGUGGUUUAAAGACCUUGUCGAAGACUUCAAAAUAUUAGAUAGUCAUGAUCUUCCUGAUGGAAUUGCUUUUGGAUUUUCCUUUUCAGGAGUCAUUAUCUCAGUUCCGAUAUACUUGAACUAUCUUCUCCAGAAAAAUUUAGAAAUUGGGAACACGAUAAAAAGAGUAAGAAAAUUGAAGGAUAUUCAAGAAGCUCGCUACGUGAAUGGGACCAAAGCAAAUAUUGUUGUCAAUGCUACUGGUUUGUUAGCUCCUCAAUUGAAAGGGUAUAAGGAUCCCAAAAGGAACUUCCCUGUUAAGGGCCAAGUUUUGCAUGUCCGCAAUAAAGCAAAACAUGAACUUAGUGUAGAAGGUUUUCCUGGUUACGAUAGUGAAAUGCUUUACAUUAUGCCUAGGAAAGAGGGUGGAUCAAUUAUAGGUGGAUGUUUUUUGAUCGAUGAUAAUACCCUGAAAAUAGAUGAUGUAUUAACUCAAAGGAUUAUUAAGCGAGCUGUCAAAUAUAUGCCUGAGCUAAUCGACAAGAAUUUUGAUAACAAUCCACCGGAGAUUGACAUAGUAAGAACGAACGUGGGCCUCAGACCAUUCCGCGAAGGUGGAGUCAGAAUAGAGAUUGACCCAGAUAAUAAAUGGCUCAUCCACAACUAUGGAAUCGGCGGAGGAGGCUAUCAGGGAAGCUAUGGACUGGCUGAAAAGGUGGUAAGCUUAACAAACAAGUCAUUGACGUCUAAUAGUAGUAGACUUUAG
Priceomyces carsonii is the source of this 1083-nucleotide messenger RNA. It is a transcript of the gene DAO1, whose product is annotated as Dao1p. The record is from RefSeq and is a predicted model, not a curated record. Gene Ontology annotation, biological process: D-amino acid catabolic process. Bases 1 to 1083 code for a protein of 360 amino acids. Gene Ontology annotation, cellular component: cytoplasm. Gene Ontology annotation, molecular function: FAD binding; D-amino-acid oxidase activity. Lineage: Eukaryota; Fungi; Ascomycota; Pichiomycetes; Serinales; Debaryomycetaceae. The transcript has a single exon.